Messenger RNA from Cylindrotheca closterium, 2412 nucleotides. The record is from the annotation of a GenBank genome assembly. Lineage: Eukaryota; Bacillariophyta; Bacillariophyceae; Bacillariales; Bacillariaceae.
AUGCUGCCCUAUCACCUGAGAGUACCUGUCUACGGAAAGCAAAAUGAGCAUAUUAAGAGAAGUGCUGCUGAAGAAAAGGCAGUUGCUGCAAGAGGUGGACCUGUUCAGGUUGCCAUCGAAGAGGAUAUUUUGCUGCUCCAAGCGAAGUAUGUCAACCAAUUGCUUGCCAAAAAACAGCGUGAAAAUCAGCAUGAUGAAGAAGGCUUUGCGUUUCUAAUCUUUCGAGAGCUCUUCGCCCACUCCAAAGUUGCAAUGCUACAUCUUCUCUUGCCAAAGAGCUCCUGCGACAAAGAAGCAUAUUCGCAGCUGAUUUAUGCAGCUUGUUUGCAAGUUUUCAGGAAGGCCUUCUCGGCAACGAAUGGAGCAGAGAUAUCUUUGGAGAAUUCUGGAUUUAGUUUGUUCUGCCUCUAUGCCCUUUACGAAACAAACCCUCUACCCCGAGAGAUGCAGUCACCCUUUGAGCUGCUGUCGAUGGGACUACAAGGGGAUGAAAACUAUAAAGCAUUGUACAGACGUGUUUUUCGACAGAACAUUCGAAUCGACCACGGGCAUUACUCUUUUCUUCUGCAACUAAGGCAUCUAUGCUUGGCUCGGAUUGAUGCCUGUGGGAAGCGACUUUUUGGACACAGAUCACACUAUCAGAGCAGUGACGAUCCUUUACAUGCUCAUGACACGUUCAAAUGUAACUGCGCUAUUGCGAAAGACACAAUCCACAUUAUGAAUUUGCUUGUCACGAGAUGGGAUUAUUGCGACUACACGGGGCCAGUUGGGUUAGAAGGGCUAGCUGGCCAUAGUGACUACGUUUCAACGGAAUCGACAAAGAACGCUUCAGACCCGAUUGAGACGACAACUUCUUCACCCGAGCCUCUCUCUGCAGUGCUGAAAAAGGCACUACAGGCAUAUCAGCAUAGGGUCAGAGAAAUCCAAGUACCAGCAGGAAGAACACACACAGCUACCAAGGUUAGGAAGUCGCUUGAAGAUUUCUUUGCUUCGACAAGAAAUGAUCCUUUGUCUCAAGUCGAGGCUAGACUGUUUGGGACUGGCGGCUUUGACCAUCAAGAUACUCAAGAAGCUUCUAGGAAUGACAUGCAUCCGUCUAGAAAUAACAGUAAGGAGUCUGAUGAGACGAACAGUCGCGUCUUUGUUGCAGGCGAAAAACACGCUACAGGAAACAAAAAUGCUGAUGCCACACUCCCGUCGUUUAAGUCGGUCAUUCCUCCCGGACUUCAGGAUGAGACAAAAAAUUACCUGCACAGAGCUUUGGGAGCCUUAUUUGAGCGCCAGUUACCCUUCUUGGAGACAACAGCACUUAUUGGUGGUGAUUCUACAGACGAUGUAUCUUCUGUCGGAUUUGGGGGCAUCUCUGUUGCAACAGGCGGAGGUAGAAAUGCUCUCCAGGCCCUUCUUUCGAAGGCAAAUAUACGUAAGGGGGUUCCAAGUAGGGUGGGGGCUGCCAAUAACACCAACGAAGUGCAAAGAAAUAACUCGGCUAUGCAAUUCCUGACUGCUGAUAAUGCUCUUAUGAAUGAUGAAGUCGAGUCUGACGGGGACGACUCAGAUGUAUCAAAUCUGUCGUUGUCUGACUAUGAAGAUGACGACGACAAGUUCGACGAUGCUUCUGUGGCCACUUCUGCCGCUGGGAAGCAAGCUCUCUCUAGCCUUCUCAAUCAAGUCAAGAAGAGUCAAACACAAUCUCGGAAGCCAGCGCGUGCGAAGAAAAGACAUUCACUCUCCAAAAGGUCUACACCCACUGCUGUCAAAGCAGUAAUGAAAUUACAAGACUCGGCAGAUACAGUGUCUGUUUCUACGUCGGUUGGUGGAGGACAAAACGCACUGGCCACUCUACUUGGUACAGCACAGCCGAGGGAUAGAGACAGCGCGAGCGCCAAAAGAGCUAACGCCGGGCGCAAUUCCAAAGGUGCACGAGGAUCCCAGACUAGGAAAUCCAAACGGGUCCGCGUAUCAAAGGAAAGUACCACCGAACGUGACGAACUCUCAAUGGCGAGCUCCAUUGGGCAUGGGCAAAACGCACUUGGAGAUUUACUUCGCCAAGCCAGGGACACUAAGCAUGGGUCUCUUCGUAGUCCGUCGGAUGGAGGGUCAUCGGCAAGUUCAGUUGGAGCCGGACGAGGAGCCCUUAGUACUCUCCUCGCACAUUCGGGAGAAAAGAAAGUUUCGAGCGAAGAUACUAGCGAAGAUACUAGUGAAUUGGCUUCGCUUGCUGCAAGUAGCAUGGGGCAGGGUCAAGGAGCCCUCAACUCACUCAUGCUGCUAACCCAAAGUUCAGCUCAACAAGAGGAUGAUGCCGACUCGGUUUCUGUGGCGACCUCCAUUGGAGCGGGGAGAGGGGCGUUGGAUAUUCUGCUCAAGCAGACGGGACAAACAUCCGACGACGAGGGGUCAGACUCUUGA